This is a messenger RNA of Meloidogyne enterolobii, 1318 nucleotides long. The record is from the annotation of a GenBank genome assembly. Lineage: Eukaryota; Metazoa; Nematoda; Chromadorea; Rhabditida; Meloidogynidae.
AUGCCGUAUAAAGUUAAAAGAGAACCAAACUCACCAAAAAAUGGAGGAGAUAUUGACGAAGGAGAGGAUUUGGUUUUGGACUUUGUUGAGGAAGCGGGGGAUGAAUUGGAAGAGGCUGACAGAAUUCCAAGUCCCCGUUCAAUGUCGCCGCCACACUCUCCGGAUGGGAGGGAGGAGGUUUUGCAGGCUGAUGCGGAAGAGGAUUCGAGCGAGAAUGGAAAGAAGAUGAAGAAUAAUAAGCAAUUGGGACCUAAAACUCCGCCGGGAAAUGAGGAGGAAGAUGAGGAUAAAAUGGAUGAUACGAAGAGUGACGGUCAUGAUGACAGUUUGUCUGAUUUAAACGAUUCUCGCGAUCGAAAGAGACGAAGGAGGUCUUCAAGUACUUCUUCACGUUCACGUUCGAGAUCUUCACGAUCACGAAGUUCUCGUUCACGUCGAAGCAGCAAUAGUUCUGAUGGGGAUAGAUCUCCUCCACAAAAGUAUCGACAAACACGCAGACGUGACAGGGAUGAUGAUUAUGUGUCUGUAGAAGAGCGUUUACGUCAGAAUAGAAAAGCUCGACUUGUUCGUUUAAGAGAUGCUCGUUCUCGUCAUCUCGGUUAUACUUAUGUUCCACGUAUGGGAGGAAAACCUGGAUUUCCACCGCAACCUUACUUCAAAAAUCCUUCAUAUUAUCCUACUGACGAUUCACGUGACAACAAAACAAAGAAAACUCCAAACCCGCCUCCACUUGCCCAAAAAAUUGAGCCGUUGCCUGGUGGACGUUUACCUCUAGUUCAACGACGCUCUUCACCGGCACCUUUUGACAGAAGCUCUUCGUCUGGAGGUGGAAGACGCUCUCCUGGAAGUGGAGGAAGACGUUCUUCACGUUCACCAACACCAACUUAUCAUCGUUCUGGUGCUCCUCCGAGACGUGUUGCUAGAGGAAUUGUUGAAGAAGUUUUUACUGUACGGGCUUCUGGACGAGCGCAUCAAUUUAAUAAAACAACCAACAUAGACAUAAUAAACACACAAAAUUUACAGAAAAUAAUAACUACAUAAAAUGUACAACCAUUAAUUAACCUUUAAAUAAAUACACAGACUCAUCAGAAAAAAAAAUUUUUUUCGGGAGUUUAAGGGGAAAAUUUUUCUACUCUAUUAAAAAAUUGCUACAUACUUCCCUGGAGAAAGAAAAAUUUUUUUUGGCGCGAUGAAUAAAAAAAUGAUUAAAAGCAAAAAAAAGAAAAACGACAAUUGGGAAAAAAUCGAGAAAAUUGGUGUUGAAAUUAAAAAAAAAACAACAACAAUUUAUAAAAAAAAAUAAACAACCUUUCAUCUU